CAGAGGGCGGAAAAGAUGGCGGCGCCCAUGGAGCUGUACUGUUGGGCUGGCGGCUGGGGUUUGCCGUCCGUGGACCUGGAGAGCCUCAUCGUGCUGACUUAUGCCAGAUUCACUGGGGCCCCUCUCAAGGUACACAAGAUCACCAACCCCUGGAAGAGCCCCUCAGGAACUUUGCCUGCUCUCCGGACACCUGAUGCUAGCAUCAUCUCACAGCCACACAAGAUCAUCACUCAUCUAAGGAAACAGAAAUACAAUGCAGACUAUGAUCUUUCAGCCCGGCAAGGGGCAGAUACCUUGGCCUUCAUGUCAUUGCUAGAGGAGAAGUUGCUGCCUGUCUUGAUCCAUACUUUCUGGGUUGAUGCCAAGAACUAUGUGGAGCUGACUCGAAAGUGGUAUGCUGAAGCCAUGCCCUUCCCCCUCAACCUGUUUCUACCAGGCCGGAUGCAGCGCAAACACCUAGAGCGGCUCCAGCUCUUAUGUGGGGAACGGAGGCCAGAGGAGGAGGAAGAAGUAGAGAAGGAGCUGUAUCGAGAGGCCCGGGAGUGCCUGACCCUGCUCUCUCAGCGCCUGGGCUCCCAGAAGUUCUUCUUUGGAGACUCUCCUGCCUCCCUGGAUGCUUUUGUCUUCAGUUACGUGGCCCUGCUGCUUCAGGCUAAGCUGCCGAAUGGGAAACUACAGGCCCAUGUUCGAGGGCUGAGCAACUUGUGUGCAUAUUGUACGCACAUCCUCAGUCUCUACUUUCCUUGGGAUGGAGCUGAAGCACCACCCUCACGCCCAGCACCUUCAGCUUCAGAGACCGAUGAAGAACCAUACCGACGAAGGGGGCAAAUCCUGUCAGUGUUGGCCGGCUUGGCAGCCAUGGUGGGCUAUGCCCUGCUCAGUGGCAUUGUGUCUAUACAGCGGGCAGCUCCUGCUCGACCAUCAGGCACCCGGGCUUUGGGUAUUGCUGAGGAAGAGGAGGAGGAAUAAUAUUCUGAUGUUCCCAGGACUUACUUUUCUACUGCUGUGCAUUCCAAACAGCCCCUGGUCUGUUCCCCUUUUGGGUACUUCCAGAGAUGGGGUGGUCAUCUUUACCCUCUAGAAUAAAUUUGCUCACAGUG
Gracilinanus agilis (Agile Gracile Mouse Opossum) is the source of this 1100-nucleotide messenger RNA. It is a transcript of the gene MTX1, whose product is annotated as metaxin 1. The transcript has 8 exons. Gene Ontology annotation, cellular component: SAM complex. Gene Ontology annotation, biological process: mitochondrion organization. The record is from RefSeq and is a predicted model, not a curated record. Bases 16 to 969 code for a protein of 317 amino acids. NCBI's taxonomy places the organism in Eukaryota, Metazoa, Chordata, Mammalia, Didelphimorphia, Didelphidae.